Molecule: messenger RNA, 2103 nt
Organism: Pygocentrus nattereri (red-bellied piranha)
Lineage: Eukaryota; Metazoa; Chordata; Actinopteri; Characiformes; Serrasalmidae
Gene: cldn1
Product: claudin 1
Exons: 4
Coding region: 108-752 (214 amino acids)
Biological process (GO): bicellular tight junction assembly; cell adhesion
Cellular component (GO): bicellular tight junction; plasma membrane
Molecular function (GO): structural molecule activity
Source: RefSeq, a predicted model, not a curated record
CGUCAUUCAGACAGCAGUUCCUCUCCUGCAGGUCUGCCAAACACCUAACGGUACUUUUCUCUUUAACUUCUUCUCUUUUUUGGGAGACUUCGAACUUUUUUGACCAGAUGGCCAAUUCUGGGCUCCAGCUUCUCGGAUAUAUUUUGGCUUUUUUAGGAUUUGUAGGUUUAAUAGCCUCCACGACCAUGACGGAAUGGAAGAUGUCUUCGUAUGCCGGGGACAACAUCAUCACAGCACAGGCUGUGUACGAAGGGCUGUGGCAGUCAUGUGUGUACCAGAGUACUGGCCAGUUACAGUGUAAAGUCUACGACUCAUUGCUACAACUGCCAUUGGAGAUACAGGCUGCCCGAGGCUUCAUGGUGGCAGGGAUCCUGUUCUGUGCCUUCGGCAUCCUAGUGGCCGCUGUGGGCAUGCAGUGCACGACGUGCCUGGCUGACAGCCCGGAUAUCAAAAACAAAGUGGCUCUGGCUGGAGGGGUGGUCUUCAUCAUCGCAGGGGUCUUAGCCUUUAUUGCGACCAUCUGGUACGGCGACAACAUCAGACGACAGUUCUUCAGUCCCUCCACCCCGACGAAUGGAAGGUACGAGUUCGGUAAGGCCCUGUAUAUCGGCUGGGGAGCGUCCACGCUGACCAUUAUUGGGGGCAGUCUGCUGUGCUGUAACUGUGGAGGUAAAAGUCCUGGAGGUGGAUCAGCGCCACGUUACCCAGCCGCCCGUUCCGGCCAGCCCAACUCCUCCGGCAACUAUGUCUAACGCUCACUGACCAGUCCAGCGAAGAAACGGGUGUCUUCAGAAACUGCACUGCAGGGAAAAUGAGCUGAGCAGGAUCUGGUUUCUCACCCAACACUGUGCUCUACUUUAACCCCUCAGACUCUGAGGUUCAGUAUGUCUGUCCACACUUCAGCUGGUCACUCUCACUACAUGUUAUCAUGAGUCAAAAGUCAGGAACCACCUAAAUAUCUGUAAGAGGCUGUUAAUGUUGCUUAAUUGUGUUGGAACAGUGGGUGUGUCUAGGAUGCAGGUUACCCUCAGGGUCAUUUCUGGACAUCUGAUGGCCUUAAGCAACAUCACCACCCCAAUCACAUCAUUCUGUAGUCAAGAACGAAAAGCAAAUUAAUAUUCCAUACAAUUUAAUUGCAAACAGUUAAAAAAGCUUGCAUACAUAAAAAGGUGGUGCUUCAGGGGUUCUUUAGUAAAUAAAAUGGUUCUAUAUAGAACCAAGAAACCUUUGCAUGACUUUGCCUGCAUCAUGAAAGCGUUCUUCAGAAUGUGCUGUAGAUGGUGCAAUGAAGAACCAUCAACAAUAAAGGGGUCUGUGUGGCAUCUGAAAGGGUUCUUCUGUUGUUGUUACAAGCUUGACAUCAUUACAGUUGAAGAACUCUUUUGGGUACUACACAGAAUUCAGAAAGGUUCCAUAUAGAGCCAUAUACAGCACAUUCUGAAGAACGCUCAUGACGCAAUGAGUUCUUUGAGUGUUCAUGGCUCUAUAUAGAACCAUUUCCUUCACCAAUGAACCCUUGAAGAACCAUCUUUUUGAUGAGUGUGCUCAUAGGGCUCACUGGUGGCUUGGGGGCCCUGAUUACAUCAUGAAAGGGUUCUUCAGGCUGAUGGAAAAUGUGCUGUAGAUGUUUUCUGUGUCCCAAAAGGGUUCUUCUAUUGUUAUGAUGUCAAGUUGGAACAAUGGAAGAACCCUUUUGGUGUCAUAUAGAACUAUUUUCAGAAAGGUUCUAUAUAGAAACAUUUACAACACGUUCUGAAGAACCCUUUUAUGAAGCAAAGAAUCCUACAAACAUGAACCUUUGAAGAACCAUCUUUUCUAGGAGUGUACUCAUGUGGCUCACUGGUGGCUUGGGGGCCCCGUUCUGUGACCCCAACCCACCACCCCAGGCCAUCUACGGAUAUUUGGAAGUUCCAUGACUUUGGAAUCAUGUUCUACAUAAAUAUAUUAAAAGGUCAAUAUUAGUUACACAGUAAUUACUCAGUAAUUACCACUGGGUAAUAAGCUUUUCUGUUGAAAACGGCCUAAUCAGCCUACACUCUUAAAAAGAUGGAACUUCAAGGGUGCUUAAAUAAACAAAGCGGUUCUAUAUAGAACCAUGAACAC